Molecule: messenger RNA, 5928 nt
Organism: Trichomycterus rosablanca
Lineage: Eukaryota; Metazoa; Chordata; Actinopteri; Siluriformes; Trichomycteridae
Gene: vav3a
Product: guanine nucleotide exchange factor VAV3
Exons: 28
Coding region: 98-2668 (856 amino acids)
Biological process (GO): regulation of GTPase activity; cell migration; intracellular signal transduction
Cellular component (GO): plasma membrane; cytoplasm
Molecular function (GO): guanyl-nucleotide exchange factor activity; protein binding
Source: RefSeq, a predicted model, not a curated record
UACAUUGAACGGAUACACAGAUAACGGACCUGAAGCGAAUCCUUCGGGUGAUCGGUGCUUAUCAUCGGUGUACUUAGUUGAUUGGGCUCCAUCAGUGAUGGAGUACUGGAGACAGUGCGCGCUCUGGCUAAUCCGAUGCCGCGUCCUCCCGGAGUCGCACCGGGUCACCUGGGAAACAGCGCGCGCCUUUGACCUUGCACAGAGUCUGCGGGACGGUGUGCUGCUCUGUCAGCUUUUAAAUAACCUGCAUCCCCACACCGUCAACCUAAAGGACAUCAACCUCAGACCUCAGAUGUCCCAGUUUCUGUGCCUGAAGAACAUCAGGACAUUUCUUUGUGCAUGUGCUGAGGUGUUCGGCAUGAAGAAAAGUGAACUCUUUGAAGCUUUUGAUCUGUUUGACGUGCGCGACUUUGGCAAGGUGAUCGACGCACUGUCCAAGCUUUCAAACACGACUAUUGCACUACAAACUGGAAUCAGGCCAUUUCCCACAGAAGAAAGUGUGGAAGACGAGGACAUUUACAAUCACCUGGAGGAUCUAAUAGAUGAAAAUGGGGUAGAUGACGAGGAAGAUCUUUAUGACUGUGUGUAUGAUGAUGAUGGAGGUGAGGUGUAUGAAGACCUGAUGAAGAUGGAAGCUGGCGCUCCACCUAAACAGGUGGAGAUGGAUAUCAGGAGCUGUUGUUUAGCUGAGAUUAAACAGACAGAAGAGAAGUACAGUGAGACAUUGGAGUCCAUUGAAAAAUUUUUCAUGAGGCCACUGGAACAGUUUCUUACUCCUUCUGAGAUUCUAAAAGUGUUCGUCAACAUUCCUGACCUGGUGAAAGUGCACAAAAGCCUCCAGCAGGACAUCCAGAACUCCAUCUGUCACCAAAGUGCCAGCAACCUCUAUCAGAUCUUCAUUGAUUAUAAGGAGAGGUUACUCAUCUAUGGCAAAUACUGCAGUCAGGUAGAAAUCGCCAUUGCCUGUCUGGAUGAAAUCUGUAAAAAUAAAGAAGAUGUGAGACAAAAACUCGAGGUCUGUUCAAAAAGAGCGAACAAUGGAAAGUUUACAUUAAGAGAUCUUCUUGUUGUCCCAAUGCAGAGGGUUCUGAAGUAUCACCUGCUUCUACAGGAAUUAGUUAAACACACAAAUGAUGUGCUGGAGAAGAGCAACCUGCGCAGUUCCCUGGAUGCUAUGAAGGAUUUGGCGCAGUAUGUGAACGAGGUAAAGAGAGACAAUGAGACACUGAGGGAGAUCGACCAGUAUCAGAAAUCCAUUGAGAACCUCAAUCAGCGUCUAGGUAAUUUUGGGAGACCUAAAGGUGACGGCGAAGUUCGAGUCUCAACAGUGGAUAAACGAACCAAACAGGACAGACACAUGUUCCUAUUCGAUGCAGCUGUUAUUGUGUGUAAGAGAAGAGGAGAUAUGUACGAGAUGAAGGAGGUGAUCGACCUCCACAACUUCAAGAUAACAAACAACCCCACAUCAGAUAAGGAGAACCGCAAGUGGUCGUAUGGAUUUUAUCUCACUCACAAUCAGGGUCAGAACGGCUUUGAGUUCUUCUUCAAAACCAAAGAGCUGAAGAAAAAGUGGCUUGAGCAGUUCGGCAUGGCUGUCUCGAAUAUUCGGCCGGAGAAUGGUACCAGCAACAUGCAUGAGUUCCAUAUGCACACGUUUGAGAGGAUCACUACCUGCAGCUUCUGCAAGAUGCUGCUGAGAGGGAUCUUUAAUCAGGGAUACAAGUGUUCCAACUGUGGAGCUGGAGCUCAUAAGGAAUGUUUAGGUAGAGUUCCUUUGUGUGGCAAAGGCAGCGGCACAAAUUCAGAAUCGUUCCGAACACAGGACCGAUCACACAGCCGGCAUGCAGAUUCGGGUUUGCCGAAGAUGUUGGCUAUACGGAACUACCAUGGUGUGCCCAGUCCUAUGUGUGGCCCCCCACUGAACAUCCUGGAAGGCGACGUGAUUGAGCUGAUCCGUGCUGACUUACACAGCACCUGGUGGCAGGGUAAGGUCCUGAAGACGAAAGAUGUUGGAUUCUUUCCGAGCAAUGCUGUGAAGCCCUGCCCAUGUGCAAAACCUAUUGAUUACUCUUCCCAGCCCUGGUUUGCGGGUGGCAUGCAACGGAUACAGGCUGAGGCGGAACUGCUGAACAGGAAGAAUAGUACAUACCUGGUGAGGAAUCGAGGGCAUGACAGUAAUGAGUAUGCCAUCAGCAUCAAGUUCAACAACGAGGUGAAACACAUCAAGAUCUUACUUAAAAGUGGCUACUUCCAGAUUGCUGAGAACAGAAGGUUCAAAAGCAUAAUAGAGUUAAUUGAGUACUAUAAGCAUAAUUCGCUGAAGGAGGGGUUUAGGACACUUGACACCACACUGCAGUUCCCCUACAAAGAGCCAGAGAAUGGUGGAAGUGCACCAUUGCUGUGCAAUUUAACUUUUGUUUCUUCUGCUGGCUGCACCUUCGUCUCCCCUUCCUCUGCCCCCUUCUGGUCAGUAUUAACCCCGAAGGUGAUUGGUGUGGCGAUAGCAAGGUAUGAUUUCUGUUCUCGGGACAUGAGGGAGCUCUCCCUGCAGGAGGGAGACAUAGUGAAGAUCUACAGCAAGUCCACCACCAACGGUUGGUGGAGGGGAGAGGUCAAUGGACGGGUGGGCUGGUUUCCCUCGACGUAUGUAGAAGAAGGAGAGGGGUGAAUAGGUGAAGCUAGAAGAACAAAGUGAACUCUCUAUGUUUACACAAUUUACUGGAGCAAAAGAUGGACUCAUCAUGAUCAACACCAGUAUGCAAUACAGAGAGGACUCUUACUCCUUAAGAUUGUCUCUCAGCCAAUCAGCAGGGACUGGACUCUCAGCUUAUACCCAUGAUCGUUUGUUCUCCCUUUCAUUGAGACAGACACUGUGAUGGCAUUUCCACGCCUAUGCUGUUGUGAAUGAAUGAGAGAGUGUAGGAAUCCCCAUAUGGCAUUCCUAAAUGUGUGGCACCAUAACCAUGUGUUCCAUUAACCUGUGGCAUUAUUUAUUAGUCUGUCCAUCCUCAAGAUUGUACGUCUGCUUUUCAAGAAACACGAUGCGAUCAUCAUAAGCAGCAGCAGCAGCAUCAUCAUUGUAUCAACAAUGUCGCUACUUGAUUCUCACUGUUAGCUGGUGCAUGUGUGUCGGUCUGUUGCAUUGUGGUAGUGUACAGUUGAAGUCAAAGGUUUACACACACCUGUACUAGAGAUGUAUAUAAGAGCAGUGUUUGGAUUCGACUAAUUUCUUUAACAGUUUUUUUUUCUGUGACUGAAUAAUUGGAACAAAUUCUGCCCUGUUCAAAAAACUUCACAAAUAAUUGUAGAAUCUUUAGGGACAAAAAUAAUCAUACAACAACUUGAUGAUGACUAAUUUAUUUUGACUAUAUCAGGUGACUUCUCUGUGCUUAUAUAAAUAGGACUAGUUUGACUGCACUUGCUAAAAAGUACAUAAAGUAUUGGUCUUGGCCAGUUGUGGCUCCUGCCAGAUCUCUCAGGGGGCGCAAUUUUUGCGAUGAUGGCCAAGGUGAUCUGUUCAAUGAAAAAAUGAACAGCUAGCUAACUGGAUAUUGUCAUCAUGCAUUAAGCCAUUUGUUUUUUCUGGUCAAAUGUAGGUUCUGUAGCAUUAACUCCAGUAACCACUAGACAGCACUAUCAAUAUUUCUCUUUUAGCUACAUACUGUACAGUAUUUAUGGACUGCUAUAUCAGGAGUUUAUCGUAAAUAUCUUCUUGAAUAAAAUUAUUUUGGCUCUACAUCAUCUAUCAGUUUGCCCUCACAAAUAACUUUGAACAUGGACAGAGACCAGCUUUACUAUUAAUCAAAUAAAAUUAAGUAAAGCCUUCACACUCACAGUCUUCAUCACAUAGCAUUUUAUUUUAGGUGCAGCAGAUCCAGAAUAGGGCUCGGUGGGUAGCACUGCCGCCUCACAGCAAGAAGGUCCUGGGUUCGAACCCCAGGCGAGGCGGUCCGUUCCUUUCUGUGUGGAGUUUGCAUGUUCUCCCCGUGUCUGCAUUGGUUUCCUCCGGGAGCUCUGGUUUCCUCCCACAGUCCAAAAACAUGCAGUCAUGUUAAUUGGAGACACUGAAUUGCCCUGUAGGUGAAUGGUUGUGUGUAUGUGUGUGUGUAUGUGUGUCUGCCCUGCGACGAACUGGCGCCCUGUCCAGGGUGUUACUGUUUGCCUUGUGUCCAUUGAAAAGCUAGGAUAGACUCCAGCACCAGCCCCUUCCCCAAUCCCCCCCACGACCCUAAUUGGAUAAACGGUUUAGAAAGUGAGUGAGAUCCAGAAUAAAGAUUGGCAUUGGCACUGGGGCUGAUGUGCAAUGAAUAAAAGACUUAUGAUGGAUGGAUGGAUGGAUGGAUUUAUAGAUAUUAUUGAAUUAAACAGUUGGGGAGAUACAGUAAGUGCAAUUACAAUUCAAAAAUUACAUAACUCACUUGUAUAGAAAUUAGGCUCGUCUCUCUUUGAAUGACUGAAUGGUACUUCUCUUAAUGACACCAUUGAGUUGCACCAUCAGAUCGCUAGCUGCCCCUAUUAUCCUCAAACCAGGUUACGUAUGAUGUAAGCCCAAAAGUGCUACCCCUUCCGGAACCCAUACAGAUUGCAUUGCAGUGACUACAGUUGGAAAAAAAGCCUUAACACAAGAGUCUUAACAUGAGUCAAUCACACUGAAAUCGGUACUGUACGGAACACAACUUGACACUAUUGGGCUAUGAUAGAUAGACAAAACAAACUGUCCAGAACAGUCAGUUAAUUUAACACUGAGGUAGAAUGUGAGAGAAUUUUUUUUUUUCACCAUCGCCAUUUGGUGGUGCGUCACCCAAUUGCCCUAAGGAACGAGACUCCCCUGGCAUUGAGAAGAAAAUAUAAACUCUCACCUUAUACUUAGAGGGUGUAAUUUGUACAUGUGGUCUAAACCACCAGCAAAUAAGUCAGCCAUGAAUUAAAAGUGUGUGGAGCAUGGACAACUUGUCCACAGUCAAUCAAGCUUUACAAUAAUACAGGCUUAGAUGCUGCUUCAAAAUCAGCACCUUAGAAUUAGAAGUUUGUUGUUAAUUCCAUGGACAGUUGAAAUUCCAAAGGGAGCAGGGGCUUCUUUCUUGCACAGCUUCCUUUAAUCCCAUUGCAUUGUAACGCUUGCUUGGCUGAGGAAUGUGUCACUUAAGUUUCAGCAGCUUCUAAAUUAUGACUGGCGUGCUUUCUAGUGGAUUACAUCAAACCAUCUAGAAAAAUGUUCUCUCAGCCUUAGGUGACAUAUCGGGUUGUCUUUCUUAUCUUUAUGGCAAAGAGUCCACUUUUCUUGUAAUAGAUGCAGUCAAACUAGCCCUAUUUACAUGGACACAGAAAAAUUACAAGCUGCAGUCAAUCAUAAUAACUAAGAUUGAAUUAAGCGGUCAUGAAAUCAAGUUAAAUGACACUUUAGAGCUUCCUGUGCCACCGAAAUACUCAUCUUGGCUAUUGUAUGUUUAUUUUUCACCAAGUUAAUACCCUCCAACUAUUAAGUCAGAAAUGAUUGAAUAAUUAAAAUCCCAAGACUGCUAUGAAAUACACAUACCUAAGCAGUGUAUGGAAACCUUAGACUUCAGCUAUAUUCAUCCUGUUGUUUUUUUUAUUAGGCAGUAUGCUCUUGGCACAUUUAGGACAUUUUUAUCUGAUUUACAACUAAUUCUUUAAAUUUGGUACUUGUUUCUGCAGGGCCGUACCUAUUACACAAACCCAGUCUGAUCCACCACUGGGAAAUUACAGCAAAAAACUCUGACUGAUACAGUGACAUGUUUUGAAUAUUUAAAUUCACUUAGCCUGAAACUGUCUUAAAUCUAAAGUCAGUUUAAUGUGUCGUUUUAUUUAUGUCCAUAAACACGUACCAAACAUUCUGCUUGUAAAACAGUGGCGUUACUUGAUUGAGAGUAUUUUAUUUAAAUUAAAAAUUAGAAUUAACCUGAAUAA